UUUCGGUGAUGGUUUGCAUGAAGGAUGUUUGCUUGCGAUUUCGCUGGACAAUUUCCAGCACAGCACGGUUACGGAUAACAGCGGCGCACAGCGCCAUUUCAUUCGAAAAGACUGCUCCCAAAUCUGAACUCAGCUAAUUCUGUUCCACGUUUGGAACUCUUCGAGGUACACACACGUUCACGAUGACAACAGCGGAGGAGACGUCCUCCCGGUUCCAUCUGCGACGACCAGCAGCGAACUUGGCCAGCUCGUUCCCAAUCGCAACCCGAUGGAGCCAACCCCCGUCAUCGCAGCAUCUGUACACCCGAAGAACCAUCGUGUCGGUAACCGCUGAGGGUCAACAGCGACGCCAGGAGGCGUCGGGGGAGGCCACGGAGGUCUCCCCCAGUUCAGGCAAGGAGUCUCGCAUCGCAUCGACGCCGACGCCGGCGUCACCGAUCGCAUCAGAUAGCAGAGCAGCAGAUCACGCACGGCGCCACCCACGCACGGUGGCUUUGCGUUCAGCAGAUCAUCGCAGAUUAACAGCAGCAAGCAAGCAGACAGACGAACCGACAACCGACGUCGGCGGCACGCUGUCGAAGAACAACCGCAGCACAUCGAAGCAUCCACCCCCGCAACUAGCAGACGAUUAAACCGAUCGAGCAGAGCAAGCAUUUCAAAACAACACCAGCAGACGGUAGCAGCACAUCCCAGUUCCAGCUCAAGUUCAAGGUCGACCUGCUGUCGAUCGACACCAUCAUGAAACAGCACCUGAAAGAACGACAAAAUCAGCGUUUUGCAGCGCACCACGACACCAAUCAACCCCAAAAGUGUCCCCAGCAGCAGCGCGGCAUCCUGAUUGAUGGUCCAAGGUCCAGUCCUGUCCAGAAAGCAGCAAAUCCGUGGCGAAAUCGAUGCAUUUUCGACUGCAGCGAAAUGCACGAUGUUUACAGUCCAGCAGAAGAACAAUAUCUAUUGUCCGUGUUCGAUCGACGGCCGCAGCCGCGAUCGUAGUAUAUAAGCAAACAAAAAAUCUGACUUGACCUAAGGUAACAAUAGAUACAGUAGAAGUAGUACAUAAGUGACGAAGAUAACGGAUAUGAGAUAAGGAACAGAACCAAAACAAAUCAGUGGGAAUUGUAGUAGUAGUUGUAACAGCGAGAAGAAUGUUUGAAUCAGAGUGAUUCCAAGGCGGCCGGUAUGAUCGCGCGAGAGAUCAAAUUCCAAAUUGUACCAGCCUAAAUGUGAUCCACAAAUAAAUGUUAUUCCGUCCCUGUCUGUCCCUGAAGUGAGCAGAGUGAGCAGAGGUGAUCCUCGCUCUUUUAGAUCUCUCCCCGGCUCGCUUCUCAUGUACUGUCCCUGUUAGAGUAUAGUCUUAAAUAAACCGUUGACUACGCCAGACAGCUACGCGUUUAAGAAUAAAUUGUGUAGUUUCUGUUCGCGCAAUAAAUUGUUUUAAUCAGUGCUAAACGGUUUAUGAUUAGUGUCCGAAAUCCCCGAACCGACCACACGCGCGAACAUUUGGGCAGUGCUAAAAAGUGCGGAAAAAAUCCCAAAAAGCGGAGCUGAACA
This is a messenger RNA of Culex quinquefasciatus (southern house mosquito), 1551 nucleotides long. RefSeq lists its product as uncharacterized. Bases 183 to 632 code for a protein of 149 amino acids. The transcript has 2 exons. The record is from RefSeq and is a predicted model, not a curated record. Lineage: Eukaryota; Metazoa; Arthropoda; Insecta; Diptera; Culicidae.